This is a messenger RNA of Colletotrichum spaethianum, 1977 nucleotides long. RefSeq names its product putative ABC transporter ATP-binding protein YheS. Bases 1 to 1977 code for a protein of 658 amino acids. NCBI's taxonomy places the organism in Eukaryota, Fungi, Ascomycota, Sordariomycetes, Glomerellales, Glomerellaceae. The transcript is spliced from 3 exons. Gene Ontology annotation, molecular function: ATP hydrolysis activity; ATP binding. The record is from RefSeq and is a predicted model, not a curated record.
AUGUGUCAAGCGCUUCUCAAGGCCAUCGCCGAGAAGUUGAUUCCAGGCAUCCCCGAGGAAACUCGGAUAUCUCUUCUUCAGCAGACCAAUGUCACCGAUGCCAACUCAGACCUGCGCCCCAAUGAUGGCUCAGUUGAGGCAGGCGAAUCUGGUCAGGGUCGCAGUGUACUGGAGCAUGUCAUUGAGCAAGCGACUGCUAAAUCGGACGUCGAGCAAGAAAUCAGAGUUCUGUCCGAUGGCAUCAACAGCACAGACCCGUACGGUCCCGUGCGCGCGGUCCGCGUUCUUCGCCAUGAUAGGAACCAAAAGCGGCUCUUCCGAGAGGACAAGAAUGCAAGAUUGCGCAGCGGAGACCGAGGCCUGGCGGCGAGAAAGGCUCUCAAGGCUUUCGAGAAGACGGUGGCCGAGUCACAGAAACUAUUGGAGCAACCACAGGAUGAGGUUUCGGCCGAGACUCUCAAAAACGAGACGCAGGAGGCAUUGGACAUGCUGGCAGAUCUACAACUACAGAUCGAGCCUUCCAAGGUGGCCGAGACCGAGGCCAAAGCCAAGCGCAUCUUGACUGGUCUGGGGUUCUCUGAGGCCUACAUGUCAAAGCCGGUUUCAAGUCUCUCUGGUGGUUGGAGGAUGCGGACCGCACUAUCCAUAUCGUUGCUCCAAGAAACCGACGUUCUCAUCCUGGACGAACCUACCAACUUCCUCGACCUGCUGGGCAUCAUCUGGCUUCAGCGCUAUCUUGAAUCCCUCCAAGACGUGGAUGACGCUCCGACGCUGAUCCUCGUGUCCCACGACAGAGACUUCAUCACUCUCUGCACCGACCUUCUCAUCCUCAAGGACAAGGGGCUGACUUACUUCCAUGGCGACUUGCCGACCUACGAGGCAUCGCAGUCGGAGCGCAAGCUCUGGCUGACCAAGAUGAAGGACGCCCAGGACAAGCAGAAAGCGCACAUCCAGCAGAGCAUUUCCAACAACAUCAAGGCAGGAAAGGCCAACGAUGACCAGAACAAGCUCCGGCAAGCUAAAUCCCGCCAAAAGAAGCUCGACGACCGGUGGGGUCUUCAGGUCAGCGCCAAGGGCGGCCGGUUCAAGCUGAACCGCGAUCUCGUCGGAUUCCACUUGACUGCCAGGGACGAGAUCGACAUUCCUCAGGAUGAGCGACCGGUGAGUUUCGUAUUGCCGGAGCCACCAGACCUCCGAUUCCCCGGGCCUCUCAUAUCGGUAGAGAACGCGACGUUUCGCUACCCUGUCAAGACCAAGGCAAAGACGGCGGCACCAACCGUGCUGCAGGACAUCAACCUCUCCAUCCACAUGGGCGACCGCGUUGGCAUCCUCGGUUUGAACGGCGCAGGCAAGUCGACUCUUGUGAAGCUUCUCGUGGACGAGACGAAGCCCACAUCCGGUACGGUAACAACUCAUCCCCGGUUGAAGCUGGGAUACUAUUCCCAACAUGCCGUCGAAGCUCUGCAAGAAAAGGGCCGGGCUGAUCUUUCCGUGACGGCUUUGUCUCUGCUUACGGAAGAGGUGGCCGGGGAGCUAGAUGAAGGUCAGCUUCGUGGCGUCCUGGGCAGUCUUGGCCUGCCGGGCCGUACUGCAUCCGACAUACCCCUCGGAAAGCUGUCUGGCGGCCAGCUCGUGCGAUGCGAGCUUGCGCGCCUCCUGUGGCGGAGACCACACUGCCUCAUUCUCGACGAAGUGACCACUCAUCUCGACUACGAGACCGUCACGGCGAUGCGGGAAUCUCUCAGUGACUGGGAAGGGGCAGUGGUCCUCGUCAGCCACGACCGGUGGUUCAUGCGCGGUGCGGUUGAAGGCCUGAUGGAGGACUCUGACAGUGAAGAGGAGACCGAGGAGGAUUCGGUGCCUAGACGACGGCUUGUGUACAGACUGAGGGCGGGGAUCCUAACGCGCUUGGAGGGCGGCGUGACCGAGUUUGAGGAGGGGGUUGCGAAGAGAGUGGCCAAGCUGCUCCCCAUGUAG